UUACAAUAGCAACAACAUAUACAGCAACAACAAUAGCAAACAUGCUAUGACACAACACACCAGCAGGUCGCCGAAACAACGUCAACAAAACUGCAGCUGACCGCGAUGGUCCUAACUGUGCACACAAUUAGCUCAAUAUCGAUUCAAAUUAGUUGCUAAAAUAGGAGGAUAGCAACAAUUUUCAUUUGACUUAAAAACGUCCGAAAACUAACCGAAAUUUGUUCUCUACAGUAACAGCCAUUUUUGCUCGGUUCAACAUUAGUCAUAGCAGCAAUUAAGCACCUUUUCUAUUCGUAAUCAUCUUUUCUUUAGAGCUUAGGCAAGUAUCUGGGACGGAACACUAUUUAGAAAUACCUUUUUUUAAAUUACGGGCUUUUUGAUGCUGCCACGCGCGAAGUGAGGUUGUAGGUAGUUGUCGCUUCGUACGAUUGAAAGAAUAUGACUGCCCUUUCAGGUUCAAUGAAUCACGAAUAUAUAGAUAUCUUCUAUAAACAGACGAAUGAAUUUAUGACGAUGAUUAUCGUAUAUUCAAAGCUGUAUUUCUUCGAUGAAAUCCAUUUUAUUACCGGCAUUUUUAUGAAGUAUAAUAACAUUCUAAUAUGGCGGUUGAAUAUUUUCGGUCCACCAUAUAGCGCUCCUCCUUCGAUUUCAAAUAAAUAUAUAUUCGCCAUUUUUUGUAAAGUUUAAUGAAACCUUAUGCGAAACAAGACUUUAAAAUAUAGAUAUGAUAGCGCACAUAGCUAUCAUAGAGGGAUAAACAAUACACAUAUAGCAGAAUAUACGCGUGACUGUCUCGGCAAACGAUGCAGAUGGAGACGGGUUUUUGACCACAUAUUUUCUUGCAGACUGAUGUAGAAAUAGUAGUACUGACCUGGAACCAUAAAGUCUCUAGUUUGAAUUCCUAAUAACAACGUAUAUGGACCGAAAUAGUCACUACGCAAUACUUGUGGAUUUAUUAAUCAAGUCAGGUAGUUUCUAGUUUGUAAGUGGUAGUAAACUUUAUAAGACAAUGCUGUCUACACGAUUAAGCUAAUUACGUGCCAUACGAAGACGAAUGAAUAAGCCUUCUAAGCAUCGAAAACCUUUCGAGCAUUAUGCAGCCCCAUUUUUUCAACUUGCUGGCUUGAUUACGUUCUUCCAUCCUAAAGAAAACCUGGCAAUGAUUUGAAGAAUACUGAUUAUUGUCUACUUAGUGCUUCGAAAAGUCUAAUUACCUAAUUCCUUGUGUGAGUAUUGAAAUAAUCAGUUAGUUAGGUCAUCAUGUAGUUGACUGAGAGGCAGUUAUUUAGUAAACACAAGAACGAAACUAUUAAUCUUGGAGAGCUGAAAGUAAGCUGCUUUGGAUUCGUGUACCUAUUAUGCAGAUGAAUUUGCUGAGUUUGUCGUCCAUGACUACGUUGUUUAUAGCAUAUGUAGAGGCAAAUUUGUCAUUUAGGUAUCCUCGGGACGUGUUUUCCUUUUUUCCUAUAAAACCAUUAUGAAAAGGGUCUUAGUUAUUUUUUGGAUUUUUAUAAGAGUUUGGAAUUCUAUAGGAAUUUGGGAGUUCGUGGUGUGUGCUUAUCAUGUAACGCAUGUCAGAUUGCAGGGCAACUUGACGCCUUUCAUAAGCAAAAUAGCUUUAGAAUAUUGUUGGAACAGCAACAAGUUUACCCAAAACCUUCAUGGCUUUUAGUUCUAUCCUAAGAAAAUCUUAAAGCAAAGAUACGUGUGUGUGGCUUCGCCAUGCAUCCUACUAAGCGUACUGCCAAAUCUAGUAAACUACUCGUAAUAAUGUUAACUCGUAAUAUGUUGAAAUCGAAGAAAUCAAGCGGAAUUUCAGGUUAAUUUUGCAUCUGAAACUGAGCCUCUCAACCUUUGUGGGGCAUUCAAUUAGGAAUGUUCAUCAGUUGAAAAUCGAAACGAAAACGACUUCAUUGAUAUUAGCAUUACGUAGUUAUCUUCGCUCAAUGUUAAAUAAAUUUUACUUUACAAUGUGUAUUAAUAAUGCUCCACACCGCCUUUAUUGCGUUUUAUUUGUCACCAUUUAGAGUUGACUAAAACGCGUAGAUAGUUUCUAAUUAAGCGUAAAAUUACCUGGCGUGUUUUAUAUAAUCAUAAAUGAUAUAACCGCCAGUUGUGUUAUAACUUUACACUUUAAUACUUAUUGAAUCUCUACUAAAUGCGUUGAAAAGGUGCGUGGCAAUUCCGUUUUGCUGCGGCAGACGGAAAAAUCACUAGCCAACGCAAGGGCGAUUAACGCCUCAAUAGGACGAAGGUACGAAGACAGCAGUCUCGUGAUAGCGUGACGCUCAGCUAGCCGGUAGAGUGCCGGGAACAACGCCCGAGAGAAAUGAAAUGUUGCUUACCAUUCUGAUAGACCCUGUUCGCUCUUGUAGGGGCUGUUCUACGCUGAAGUGUUUGAAACGGUUACCAUAGCUAUUUGAUGGCAACAAGACAUUUGUCUCUAUACAUCAUAUAAUGGGCUAAGUUUUGAAACUAAGAGAACUUUAUCGUAAAAAAAAUAGACUUAUGUACAUGACUUUAACGUGCAAACUACUAGGCAUGCCACCAAAUCUAGUAAACUACUCGUUAACAAACUUCUCAGGCAUGUUGUUGAACACUUUUUGUAACGGUAGCAACUUGUCAAAGUGAAUUAUAUCAACAGUUCUGGAACCUUUUGCGUUGGAUUUACGCUAGUUCAACCUGCACGACACCUAGGUAUACGUCUAGUCAAAGUGGUAGUGGUAUGCAUUGUUUAUUUGCCGAUUUGUGCUAAUACGUGAAUUUAUGGACGUGUUUUGAGAGGUCUCCCUACAGUUAAUGAAAACCAACUUUUAACUGAUGACUGGUUCGUUACUGCGGUCAGCUCCAAAGAUUGCUGCUUGUCGUGCGCAUUAAUUGCGCAAAAUAAGUGAAAGAUCAUAGCCGUCUGUGUAAACAUGUUAUUUGGAUUAUCGGUACACGCAUGGACGUUGCCAAGAACUGUCUAUGUAACGACGAUGCGGGCAUGGCCAGCAUUUAUUUUUCGACGAGCCAAACAGAAGCUCGAGGUUCGCAGAUGGAAUAACCCGGGGCAAUGGAUGUGCUUGGUUGUUGGAAAUAGUCACAGGUUGAAACAGGUAUUAGCUGUGUUUGUGACGCCUAAAAACUUUUUUUACCAUUUUUUUUUUAUUGCUAGAAGCAGCCGUCACAGUUGUAUUAUGUAUGCUACAACCCAGAUGAUGCAUUAUAAUCCAACCUAUUUCGAUAUUUCGUUCACUGGAUCGAAUGAUUUCUGUCACCUGUGGUUUCGAUUUUCAAUAGAAGCAUCUGAUAAUCGAGCAGAGCCAAGGGCAUACUUAAUCUACUAACGAACAUGCUCAAGGUCAAGCUUGAUGAAUAUCUAACGUGUCGUCAAGAAAUUCGGUUGAAAAUUAGAUUUCAAUGCUGUGCUUCAAGCAACCUCUCGGGGAGUGCAACGAUAUAUUUGCAAAUGUUGUAUACUUUCAGUCAAUUGAAUCAUAGCGCUUGUGUUUGGCUCCCAUAACUGAGUGGAGCUUUACAUAAAACCACGAUUUUCAUCACGUAUAAACGUUUUUUGGACGUUCGGUAAUUUGUUUCCGGUGGUUAGCAUUCGAAGCAUCAUUAGUGCAGUCGUGUACCUUGCAAUAACACAGACAGAUAAAAAUAUCUGUCUAUUCAUGAUUUUACAAUUGUGAGCUGUUAAUAAAAAAAAAAAUAGACGCUGAUACACACUUUUAGCCAACUGUUUGGUGCUACAUUACAAAUUUCGAUCGUAUGAAAUCAAUAGGGAGCGCAUUAGCCAUAUGUUAAAAGCAUUAUUCCUUUUAGCCUAAAAUAAUCCGAUACAUUGUUCGCCUGCUGCUUUUAGCGUUAAUUAACUUUGACGUACUUAAUCUUUGCCAUUCAGUGUGUACGGUGGCAGUAGUUUCAGUGCUAUAAUGAUGAAUAUGAUGUUGAUACCCGCGACAAAAACGACCAAAUGUUUCCUUGUGUCCUGUGCGAACUAUCGGCUGAUUGGUGCACAGCAAAAUAUCCACACUGCAAAGUACGGCUUUUCGUGCCAUAGUUUUUCGAUUAGACUGUCGUUCUGGCGGGUCAUAAUUGUUUUGGUUUAAAUAUUGCUUAAAACACAUUCCUUUAAGACGUUUUCGAAUGGUACAAGACACCCAAAGUUUAUCCAUAUGGUUUGAAAUGUUUUGUCAUUCGCGAGAAAAUUAUAUAUCAAAUAAUAUGCUUUGGUUGGGUUUUAAGGUUAGUGAUUCUGUACAGAGAGUACCACAUCGCAUCGCAACACGCUUCCGGCAUAUCGAUCAUUUAGCUUUUUCGCCGAUCGCAAGGGACGCUAUUUACAAUGCUUUACUUUUCCAUUAUUCCCUGUUAAAUUAAUUUCAACAUUGAAGGGUUACGAAAGGUUAAUGGUGGUUGUUUGCAUUUAGUAAACUUGUUAUUGAUUACCGAAGUUGCCAAUCUGUCGGUUCUUUAUUACAGAGAUUCGUACAAAAAUUUGAAUAUGAAUUAAGGAGCAUUACACCGUUCUUAGCAGAGGCCUUCAGAGAGUUUCUCAAUUGUGCGUCUUGUACAAAGAGUCUACUACGUAUAUCAGCCCUGCUAUAUAUUCGCUGAGUAUGCGUAGUUAGGUUGUAAUAGUAUAUUAUGUAUGCGCAUGUAAAACUUGCGCUAUAUUUAACGAAGCCUUUGUUGAGGUAUCAUAAACCUAAGUACUUCAACCGAAAAGUGAACGCACAAGAAACGCUGGUAAACAGCAUCUGAUUAGUUUUUAUCACUCAUUGACGAAAUUUAAAAAGAACGGCUAAUUAGUUCUUUUAUUACACUAUCAGAUCGAACGUAACCGUGAAUGAAUGAUUUGCCGAAUUUAUUUCUCGUCCUGAACUGAAAAUAAACAUGUAUUGUGUUUAUCGUGGCAUCUAUAGGAAAUAUUCAUUACAUUCGCAUAGAAUAAAACCAUGCUAUUUUCUUCAGAAUAUUGCAAUAUUAUUAUAGUCGCUAUGUACUCAAUAAAUAUUGUCAGUACGCUUCUACAAAACGACACUGGAGUGCUAUGAUAUCUUAUAUAUGAAUCGCGAAUAUAUGCUCGUCAUUAUGAUCGUCCACAACUUGGUUCAAUUUGUGCUAUGUAGUAGUUUUGAUACGUUAGGGCCUACAUAGGGCCACAUGCAUACAACAACUUGAUGAAUAUAAAACAACUAUUCUGUUUUAAACGAGGAAGCUAGUUUAAUUCAAAAGAAGUGCUCUUAAUAAUAGCUGCAUUUUUAGGUAAGGUAAUAUAAACAGGAUGGUGUUAAGCAUAAUUUUUCCAAUAAGUAAUACUGUGUAUAAAAUGCGACGCUAAAAAAGUGUCAUCAUUUUUUUUUAUGAACUGUCGAAUAUGAAAGCAAAAGUGAAAUGAUUUUGUUAACGAUGCUGUCUACAAGCUGUUUCAAUACGAUAGCCUUUAGGUAGCAUAGCUUCGUCUUCCGACCUAGGCUAAUCUUUGAAUAUGAAUAUUACGGCUUCUAACGUCGAGCGGUGUAUACUAUUGUGAUCAACUAUAUUUGUGUAUAAUGUUUUCUGUUAAAUAUAACGAAAUAACACGUUUUUAUUCAACUUCACGAACAAAUCAAAAUGAAUACAUGUUAAUUGGCGGUAGGUGCAGGCACUAUGGAAGGAAACUGACUAAAAGUUUCUUGUGUUUUUUUGAAUUUCAUCGUAUUGUCAGCGCGGGCAAGAUGGUCGGCCGGACCGAGUCACCACCACCUCCGCCACCAAAACCAACGCGCCUGAGUAAAACUGAAUUGGAGACAGUUGGCCGAGAGACCCUUUUAUUGCGGUACGCUGAAUGCGAGGAAUAUAUUCGUUACUUAGAGUCGUCGUCAGCAACAAGUAGUGCUGCAGAAGAACGUCAACGAAUCAAGAAUCAACUACUUGAAGUGACUCGUCGGGAAAACCAGCUCGUGAUGAAGCUUACAAUAAAGGAACAACAAUUACAGGAACUGCAAUCUGAAGUUGAAUCGCUGCGAGCUAGACAAAUUCCACAGAACAGCGGCCAACUUCGAGCAACUCUUUUAGAUCCUGCAGUCAAUAUGCUGUUCGAGAAGAUGCGUCAGGAACUUGACCAGACAAAGGCAAAGCUAGACGAAACACAAAAUGAAUUAUCCGCUUGGAAGUUCACUCCUGAUUCGAACACGGGGAAGCGGCUCAUGGCAAAAUGCCGGUUACUUUAUCAAGAAAAUGAAGAACUGGGGAGAAUGGUCGCCUCGGGGCGGUUAGCGAAGCUCGAAGGAGACCUCGCUCUGCAGCGAAGCUUUGCGCUCGAAAUGAAGAACAGCCAACACGACCAAGACGAAUUUCUUCUCGAGUUGGACGAAGAGGUUGAGGGUAUGCAAAGCACAAUUUAUUUCCUGCAACAAGAGUUGCGGGAAGCUAAGGAAACGAUUGCGCGCUUACAAGGAAUGCCAUCUGAGCCAAUAAAAGGACAUAAAAGUCCCGCGAGAAGCCAUACAGGAGAUGUUGAAUCACCAAGUAGUCCGAAGGCUGGCCUUGGUUCAGAUGACAACUCGCUAUUGCCUCAAGGCAUCAGUGGCCACGAUGCUGCAGAAUCGCAGCAAAAUGCUCACGAAGGCCGAAAGGAUAGAAUAGGCUCCGGAGUUGGCGGCGGCCUUCGAUCAACGACGACGAACAGUAGCAGCAACAAUAAUAACAAUAAUCACAAUGGGAACAGCAGCGAUGACGGGAACAGCCGGAAUAGCAACAACAGCAGUGGUAAUCUCGAAACGUUUGGUGAGUCCGGUCGGGUCGAAAAGACACCUCGCUCACCGUCGGGGUGCGAGAGCAGUAGCUUACGCAGUGGCGAGAGGGAAAGGCGUAGCCCGGUAGUACAAAAUCGCGCCGGCAGCCACGGCCCGCAGUCGCCAACGAACGGCGACACUUCGUCGCCGACAGGGUCUGCAGGAGUGAAUGGCCGUCAGGGUGAAGAUCAUAUCGACGAUGAUAUGGAUCAGGAUGAUGAACUUGUUCUGGAGGAAGACGACAAAAACGUUGAUGGUGAUAUCGCGAGUCCACCGCGGACGAGAGCGAGCCGGCGGGGUGUUAAGCGUACGGCAGAAUGCCAAGAGGCGAAUGUCGAUGAUCAGGCCGAGGACAGUCUAGACGGCGUUGCUGAAGGUCCACGAGGAACUAGAGCGGCGUCAAGAAAGGGCGUUAGACGACGAAUGCCUGCCCCGCCGCGACACCCUGAUGGUGACAGUAGUUCGGAACAGCUGGUAAUAUGCACAAACGGCGUAGACGGUGAUGAAGAUGACGAAACGUCACAACGUCAUAGUGACCUAUAACACUAAGUCUUACGUCAAUCCGUUCGACUCUCGAAAAUGUAAGCAGAGUAAAGUUCUUAGAAUACCGAGGUUUAGAGAUUAAGAUCAACUCUUCUGUUAGCUGUCAAAGUGGAAUCCACGAGAAGUGUUCAACGAUACUAUGAAAGCUAAAGGAGAAGGCGUGUAGAAAUUGAAAAAUCUAAGAGGUAGCCAGAAAGAUGGAACAGAAUACAAACACACCUAUGUGGGGCGACAGAUUAAAAAAGAAAUAGAAAACAACUCUACAGCCAGAUUUACCUUUGGGAUAACGGAAGAAACAGAAUGAAUGUGAAACGCAGAAGAAGACUGACAAGAUAUUUGUAAAUGAAGGCGAGACAGCUCUGGCCGAUCGAAAUCCUAGAAUAUUGUAGUAAUAACUGAGGCGGUUAAUGAGAAUCAGUUACAGAGUAAAUUGGUCGAAAAAAACACUGACUUACAGCUUACGUCGGGGUGUAAAGGCUACACGUGUGAACCGGCAACGUUUAAUGAUGCAUUCCCUUGCAUACUAAAACCCUAAAACUGAAACGAUGUGUGAACAGAACUCUAAUCACUGCAUAAGACGAUAUACUGUAAGCGAUGCAGCAACGACCUGAUGGAAGCGACGCUCUGAAGAAGCUAACGUAUGGCUACACGAAAAUGACGACGGUUCGAGUUUAUAACUGCCUACGCAUAUGAUCAGAGUGAAUAUUAUGUUGACUUAGAUAGCGAGAUAAACUGGCAGUAAACUACAAGUAUAUAUAUAUAUAUAUAUAUAUAUAUAUAUAUAUAUAUAUAUAUAUAUAUAUGCUUGUAGUUUAUAUAUAUGUAUUUUUGGAAUUGAUUGAGUUGUUUGGUGACUUCAUUUGAGUCUUGAAGAAGUGUGAAUUUGAAGACGGAGCGCCGUAUCUACCAGUUCGAUUGUCAAUGGUGAUCAGCGCUCCCGGUGUAUGGAACUUGCUGCUUGAGUCUUGUUUAUAAUUUGGUGUUUGCUUUUGUAACUAUUGCCUAUGUAUAAAUUUAUUCGUGUGGACAAAACAUACAUCUUAGGCGAACACACAGGACAGCGCUAUCCAAUCAGAAAAUUAACCAGGGAGUAACUAACGCACCGCUUGCGAAGAAUGCUAAUUAUUAUGACGUCGACGAUCGUUUUGUAAUUCCAUUACGGGUUUGAGGGAUUGAAAAAAGCACAUAAUUGUAUAACCUAUGAGAUUCGGCAUGUCUUUUAUUUAACGUAGACUAUACGUACGUUCCUCACUAUGCAGACAAACACAUAGGUGAUAAAGAGACUUCCUGCAAACAGAUACGCAAACAUGGGAAUAAUAUGAAAUUGAAAAAUCCAGCAAAAAUGCUGCAGGCACAUAGACUUUACAUGGAAAUGCCAUGGGGUUUUGACCACCCCCGCUUCCAUCAGAUUUCGUCAGAAUGGCUUGCUUCGUUUGGAAUAUUUGCUUGAGUCAUAAAGAAAGCAAAACACAAGUGUCUCUAAAAGAUAAUCCGUUAGUGUUAACAGAUACUGUUACAUCGCGCAGGUUUCAAUUGUAAAACGAGCUAGAAUAAAAAUGGCUUCAAGGAAGCUAUUCAGGAACGCGCGUAGCGACCGCGAAAACAAUCUGUAGCCCCUCCAAAUCGCCAGGAGUACCUCAUUUCCUAGACAGGAUAAACAAAAAAAAAACGAAAAGCAAGCGACGCUAUACAACAAGGGUCCAGAGAAAACCACAACGACAAAACAAGGAACACCGGCUAUGAUCGAGAGCUUGGGGUGAAAAAGGCCAUUUCCAGUAGACCGCAUAGGUUCCCCAAGUUCUCUAAAUUGUCGGUCAUCAACCUAACCACGUCAAGCCUUACGUGGCGAACAUAACUCGGCAAAAGUUGAGUGAAUAUUCAUUGUAAAUAUGACGAGAGAAGAUAUUAGAUGCCGACAAAUGUAAUGAGCAAAAAAAAACGUAUUGGUAAUAAGAUGGUUGGCCGAGAAGGCGAUUUUCACAGGGAAGUCGCCUGUUUUGGCUCGGGUUGCGUCCAGAAACACCCAAGAGCGCUAAGCGACUGAACAUAUUAUCAUCACGAACUUACAAAAUUGUACAAAUUGGGUUUUAUAGGCUGGGUAAGCUAUCGCACUAGCGUUAAUCGGAAUCAUUCCAUUCUUCUGGACAAAAAAACAAUAGAACUGGAUUGAGUUAUAAAAAGGGGCUUGAGUAGUGCCACUAGUAACUGCUGUAAUCAUAUUUGCUUGUCACUCAGCAAACAAUUUUUCAAAGAAUUGCCGAUGCUGCUGCUGUUUUCCAACACUUGGAAAGAAGAAAAACGGGAAAAGAGCAAAUUCUUCUGCCAGCGAAGUCGAGUUUGGUGAAGGCACUUCGCUGUCUUUCUUACCGUAGCUGCUAUCUACGAUUAGUUUUACUGCGAGCUGCUGGUUUUCCUGCAACCACUACUUCUCUGUGAGAAGCUCACAAAAU
Messenger RNA from Varroa destructor (honeybee mite), 9760 nucleotides. RefSeq lists its product as uncharacterized. Gene Ontology annotation, biological process: regulation of alternative mRNA splicing, via spliceosome; mRNA modification. The record is from RefSeq and is a predicted model, not a curated record. Lineage: Eukaryota; Metazoa; Arthropoda; Arachnida; Mesostigmata; Varroidae. Gene Ontology annotation, cellular component: nucleus.